CUGCUCUUUAUACAUUUCAGAACACUGAUUUUCAAGCUACAAGAACUCUGAACAUAAAACCACAAUGAAGGCCUGGUUCCUGCUGUUCGUGCUGCUGCCUCUCUGCUUGGCGGACUUUAAAAUCAAGUGCUAUGGGGAGGAUUUCCUGAUGGUGAGGAACCAGGUUCUGCAAUGCUCAAGCAAAGUGCCGCAGUCGUGCUACACCAGAUCUUCUGGAGAGAAGGGCUGUGCUAGACAAGAGUUCUGUCAGAGACCAGGAUGGAAAUGCUGCAACACAGACCUGUGCAAUGCCUAAUUCAACACCAGGGGGAGCUAGAGACUAACAGUCAGGAGUAUUUAAACUCUAAAAGAAAAGCAAUUCUUACUUCUUACUACUUACAUUUUCCAUCACUUUGUUCUGUUUCAUUUUUUUAAACUGUAAAAAUGUGAUAUAGCAAAAUAAACAAUUUUCCUACAACCA
This is a messenger RNA of Astyanax mexicanus (Mexican tetra), 460 nucleotides long. RefSeq lists its product as uncharacterized. NCBI's taxonomy places the organism in Eukaryota, Metazoa, Chordata, Actinopteri, Characiformes, Acestrorhamphidae. Bases 65 to 295 code for a protein of 76 amino acids. The record is from RefSeq and is a predicted model, not a curated record. The transcript has 3 exons.